AUGUUCAACAAGUUACUUAUAACUCUUUGCUUAGUUCUUCAACUUAUACCAACUAUAAUAGCAGCUCCAUUAGCAGCUCCAAAACUACACAAGUCUAAUGGGAAAUCAGUUUCCAUGUCAUUAGAGCUACCAUACAAUCCAUUAAAUGGUAAUUCAAUUAUGGUUCAAGAAGACAAUCUAUUAGUUUCACAAAAUUCACAAUAUGAUUUGAAAAGUUGGUUUUCAGCUUAUUUCAAUUCCAAAGGUUCAUUUGAAGUUGAUACAAAACUCUUGACUAUUUCACAAGUUGGUCAAUUAAAAUUAUCUACAGAUAAACAUGUUAAAUCAGAAACUUCAAUUGAACAUGAUGAUGAAGUUCAAAGACAUACAUUUUCCAUUAAAAAUGGAUAUUUGAAUUUCAACAACAUUGAUAUAUUCACUUUAUGUCCAGCUGCUGAUAAUGAAGGUCUUUAUACAAUUCAUUUAACUUAUUCUAAAAGUGCUAGUGCUUGUAAUGGUAAAGGUUCCAUCAACAAUGCUAAAUUCAAAGUUCAUAGUGGUGCUGGUACUGUUGUUGAAGAUUUUGAAUUACCAGAGUUCAUCUUUAACCAAGGAAGACACGUCUAUUUCUAA
Molecule: messenger RNA, 612 nt
Organism: Hansenula ciferrii
Lineage: Eukaryota; Fungi; Ascomycota; Saccharomycetes; Phaffomycetales; Wickerhamomycetaceae
Exons: 1
Coding region: 1-612 (203 amino acids)
Source: RefSeq, a predicted model, not a curated record